Molecule: messenger RNA, 297 nt
Organism: Mauremys reevesii (Reeves's turtle)
Lineage: Eukaryota; Metazoa; Chordata; Testudines; Geoemydidae
Product: protein FAM240B-like
Exons: 2
Coding region: 1-219 (72 amino acids)
Source: RefSeq, a predicted model, not a curated record
AUGAAUAGUCAAUAUGUGCGCUUUGAAGUGUUUGGAUGUGAAACUGAGGAACUAACAGACUUCUGGGAAAAGACAAUUGAAAAACAAACUAAGCAUCUGCAAAUUGAAAAAGAACGUCAACAGAGAAGUGCUCUGCCAAAACUCAGAACUGAAUGGAAGGAGAGGUUGGAAAAAAGGAUACAAAUGAUGAAGACUCAAAAUGAAGAGCCAGCUAGUUGAAGGCUUCUUACACAUUUGGGAAAAGAAGGAAAAAUGUUUUGCAGAAGAAAACCAUAGUGUAUUGCAAACACCCAAUUU